AUGGGGCACAUUCAACCAAAUGUGGUCAGCUUUGGUCAUGUCAAAAUCAGAAGACGUUUGUAUCUGCGUGGACAAACAGGUGCAUGCAUUUUGGAAAUACAACAUAGAUUUCGAACAUCAUAUUUCGAAGAGCUUAGAGGAUUUGUGUCUGAACAAGCUUUACAAAAAAUCUUAGAAGAGAUGGAUCGGGCAAAAAUUGUUGGACUCGACAUCCAAGCAUGCAGAUGUAUUGUUCGGUUAGUUCAUGGACUUCCUUGUGUACAUGAGAUAUCAUUAUAUGCACACGAAAAAUGGCCAAUUCCUUUAUCUUCUGUUGAUCAUUUUUGGAAAAAACUUGACUUCAAGCCAAGCGAGUUAUUAGAAGAUGAUGGUCUCAACUGUACGAUUGAGAUAGAGCAAAUUGUGGAUCAGUUUCAAAUGAAGCCACGGUCUGGUAAAAUUGGACUAUUGAGAAAGCUACGAGAGAUAAUCAAACCGUCCACUAGCUCACUUUUGGAACCAAAAGUCAUACAAAAUACACGUGGUCGACCCUCAUUGAGGAAGAAGGAUAAAUCGACUCGUAGAGAUCCCUCUGCAUUUGAGUAUGUGGAAGCUUCUUUGAAGACUUCAUAUGUACCUCAUCGUCAUAGUUGUUCAUCAAUUGGCAUUGGAUCAUCAACUAUAUCAAGAAGAGGACGACCAGUUCCAUCACCAAUUUAUGUCAACCAAUUUCCUCUAACAUUGAGAAGAUACGUCGUGAAUGUCAUCGAUGUAACAGCUGACGGUAAUUGUGGGUUCAGAGCUAUUGCUGGCUUGUUAGGUCUUGAAGGAGGUGAAUUUGCUUGGUCUUCUGUUAGACGUGAUUUAAUUGAAGAGGUAAGGACAUUUUGGGAAAAGUACGUAUCUUUGUUUGGCAGUUAUGAGCGGGCAUGCUAUAUUCACAAUGCGCUUGUAUUUUUUGAGACAAAUAAACCAGCACCAAUGGACUGUUGGAUGAAUAUGCCUGAUAUGAGACACCUUAUCGCAUCAAGGUACAACAUCAUCUUGCAUCUCAUAAGCGAUGUACAAUCUUUAACUUUUUUACCAUUGCGAUCCAUCCCACCUCUACAUGCAGAACAUAGGGCCAUCACUAUUGGAUAUGUGAAUGGUAACCACUUUGUUAAGUGGUUUUCAUACAAGUAUGAUUGUGCAACAGCAUGGGCGACACCAUAUAAGAAACAACUCCGUGAUUAUGAGAAACUUGUUCUUUCGAUAAAUAUCUUGCAGAAGAAUGCAAAUAAGAGAACUUGUCUAGCACCAGAGAACUUGUCAAAUGGUAUGAGAUGGCCACCAUCCUUCUCCGAUGUAUCACUAUCAACAGAUGACGUAUAA
Messenger RNA from Tripterygium wilfordii, 1350 nucleotides. RefSeq lists its product as uncharacterized. The record is from RefSeq and is a predicted model, not a curated record. The transcript has 4 exons. The coding region runs from base 1 to 1350 and encodes 449 amino acids. Lineage: Eukaryota; Viridiplantae; Streptophyta; Magnoliopsida; Celastrales; Celastraceae.